AUUGUCUAUUGAUGCUGACCAUUGUGCAGAACACACAAUCAAUAUUUCAUUAGAAUAAAGUAUUUGACAGUCAAACUUAAAAACUUUUUGUUUCUUUAAAUACAAUUUAAAUUGGAUGUUUGCCGGAGUUAUUGGAUUUUUUAAAUUGUUAUAGCAACCUAGUAAUUUAUUUAAAUAAAUAGAAUAAACAUUUGCCGGGUAAUUUUUGUUAAAUUGAGCUUAAAUAAAAUAAUAGAAUUAAACAGCCAAAUAAAUUUGGAUAAUUUAUUAAAAAAUAUUAAGAUUUUUUUAUUAUAAGUGAGUUCAUAAUGUUGAGUAAAUUAGAAGUGGAUAAAAUCUUUAAAAGAAAAUGUGAAAAUACAAGUCAAAUUUCUACUCAGUCAAACAAUAAACGUCAAAAGAUAUAUCCUCAGCAUAAUGAUCAUUCCUACGCCAAAAAUAUAAUAAUUGACCUUGUUAAUGAUGAUUGUCUGAGUGAAAUAUUUAUGUAUUUGCCAAUAUGUGAGAGACCGAAAAUUGCACAAGUAUGCAAAAAAUGGAAUAGAGUUGUUUGUUCUUAUUGUUUUAAAGUAAAAAAACUUGUACUAUCUCAUUGGGAAUAUGAUCGUCCUCAAAACAUUUUAGAGCAAUUCAAAAAAAGUGAGAAAAAAUUUAGUUUUCUAAGAUCACUUCUUGAUAAAUCUUGCACAUAUUUAACAGAAUUAGACUUGGUGGCCUAUGAUAAUUCUAACAUAGUGCCUUUGCUAAAUGAAUUUUGUCCAAAUCUCGUUAAACUUCGACUGAGACUAAAAUAUUUUUUUGAUAAAGAUUUAGAGAAUGCAUUUUCUCGUAUGUCUCAACUAAGAGUAUUAAAAAUUAUAUUUCAAGGUUUUUGUCGAAUACCUGUAAUUCUACUUGUUUUAUUGAAAAACGUUGUGAAUACUUUGAAUGAACUCAUUCUGAUAAGUCAGAGCAACGGCACAUUUACACUUUGUCGAUUUCCGGACUCAUUUGCGGCUGUAAGUUAA
Molecule: messenger RNA, 1007 nt
Organism: Aphidius gifuensis
Lineage: Eukaryota; Metazoa; Arthropoda; Insecta; Hymenoptera; Braconidae
Exons: 3
Coding region: 309-1007 (232 amino acids)
Molecular function (GO): protein binding
Source: RefSeq, a predicted model, not a curated record